Brassica napus (rape) is the source of this 5608-nucleotide messenger RNA. RefSeq lists its product as uncharacterized. Lineage: Eukaryota; Viridiplantae; Streptophyta; Magnoliopsida; Brassicales; Brassicaceae. The coding region runs from base 3756 to 5411 and encodes 551 amino acids. The record is from RefSeq and is a predicted model, not a curated record. The transcript has 2 exons.
GAAAUGGUAAAAAAAAAUUACACAUAAAAAAAAUCAUGAUUUUUGUUAACUGGGUGGAUCUUUAUUUAUAUGAUAUCGCAUACGAAAAAAAAAUUUCUGUUUUUACAAUUAUCUAAUUAAGAGAGACUUACAUAAAAGGACACAUACACAUUGUGAGUUUUGUUUACUCUAUAAGACACAAAGCAAUUUUGACACACUUUUUCGUGCCGGCUGUCUUUAUUGAGACAGAAAUGACCUUGGCUAUUACUAAAGAGAAAGAUGCUUAUUUUAAGGAAGCAAACCGAAAAAGAACCAGUUACCUUGUAAUUGCAAUAAAAGAUAAAGCAAUAAAACAAAAAGUUAGAUAUAUGAGUUUAUGAGAAUAUAUCGUGGACGUCAGAUCAUUUUGAAGAAAGCACAUCCAACGAUCCGAAGAUGUGUUGAUUUGUGGACGAGUUUUUGUGGACGAAUUCUUUUGUACAAGGUUUCUCGUAGACAAUUUGUGGAUACUAUAUAUGUGGACAAACAAAUUGGUGGACAUGAAAAUGUUACAAAAUUUUAUGUGGAUACCGUAUCUACCACCACCUUCUCCUCCUCAUGUCUUCCACCUCAUAUUCACAUCCACCACCACAACAUCCACCAACACGGCAUCCACCACCACUUCCUACUCCUCGCAUCUUCCACCUCCGUAUCCACAUCCACCACAACAGUAUCCACAGCCACGGCAUCCACCACCACAUCCUCCUCCUCACGUCUUCCACCUCCGUAUCAACAUCCACCACCAUAGCAUCCACCAUCACGGCAUCCAUAAUCACCACCAGCUCUUCAUCCUCACGUCUCCACCUCUGUAUCCACAACGACAUCCACCACCACCUCCUCCUCUCGAGUAGCCACCUCCACCACUCUUUUUACCCUCAUGAACCAAGAUAAAAAAUCAGACAAGAAAUUAACUUUUCAUAUAUGAAUCUGUUAGAUAUAUUUAUGAAAUUAGGAACAGAGAGUCAUGAUUGAGAAUGGAUUGGAGUUUCUGAAUUCAUGGUGUGACUCACCAAUGGUCGAGUAUGAAGAGCGGGCGGAAAAGUUUCAGAUCGAACAAAAGCUAGAGGUGGAGACAGAAAGCUUGAACAAAGUGACGGUUCCGACGCUUCACCAAAGACGCCACGAUGGAGAUGUCGAAUUUGAGAAAGUGGAUUAGGGUUCAGAUCGAUCUGUGGUUUUAGUAGAAGUUGGUGAAGAGCCAAAAUUAGGGUUCAUGUCUGGGGGGUAAUCGAUUUUGAAAAGGGGAUUUGUCUUACAAAAGUGAAAAAGAUUUCAUUAUAUUUCGAAUUUUUUUAUUUUCCUCACUAGUUUUCUAAUCGUUAUAAUGAAGAUGAGAAAAUCGGUUGGUUCAGUUUCUUGGUUUUACGAUCUAGUUAGACACUUAUCGAAUAGUUACUCUUUACAUAGAUAAGGAGUAGUUAUGACAAUUUACUAAGAGAAAGUGUCUACUUGGGCCAAAGUGUCUAUGAGAGUAAUUCAUAAUUUGAAAUGUGUCUCUGAGAGUAAAUUUCUCUCUAAUUAACUCUAUAUACUCAUUUUUUUAAAUUUUUUUAUAUGAUAUCACACAUUCGUAAAAAAAUAGUUAGUUUAAGAUGCAAAAAAAAAUAUUUACUUAAUAAAUAUAAUAUGAACGAAUAUUACAAAUACAUCAUUUAAUAAAAUAAAUAAUUAAAAACAGAAAAUUCAUAUCCGCGCUGGCGCGCGGAUCAGGAUCUAGUUUUAGUUGCGAGCUAUAAUAUGUAACAUUAUUUUUCAUAUUUAGCACCAAAUUUGUAAAGAAGAAUUUAUCACCGAUUUACAAACAUGGCAUACAGUAUAAAAUCUAUAAAUUAAUACUCAAUUAAAUUAAUAAACAUAAUAGAUUAAUAUUUUUUUGUUCUAAAUUGAAACGGUUUAAAAUAUGACACUAAUCGAUAAGAUCAUAAAAUAAUAACUUUUCAAAAAAUCUAAUAUAAAUAUAUGGUCUCUUCAAAAAUAUAAAUUAAUAAUUUAAUUAUAUGUAUGUACAUUUCUUACGUACAAACAAAUUAUUAUAUUAACAAUUUAAUAUAUUUGAUAAGAUUUAGUAAAAUUAAUAUUUUAUUUUAUAUUUUCAAUGGAGCUAUCUUUAUAAUCUUAACAAUUUAAUAUAUUUGAUAAGAUUUAGUAAAAUUAUAUCUAAAAACAUAUUUAAACUCUAUGAAACAUAUUUUAUAUACAUAAAAUCAUAUAAUCAAACCAAUAAGUACUGGAACCAUAAAAUAUCUAGAAACAUAUUUUAAAAAAUAUAUCUUAAAAUACCAUAAUUACAACAUUAUUAAUUGAUAGUUUUUAAUGUUUUUUUUUUUGAAACUCAAACUUCAUUAAAUUCAUUACUCAAUGUUAGUUGGUGCCAUAAUGGCAAGCUCAGCUGAUAAAACCAGUUUUGCUAAGCCAUCUGCAACUACCUGUCACGAGGGAUCCACACAAAGGAUAGUUUUUAAUGUAUAUCAUCAUAUUAUUAGCAUAAAACUUGGUCUGACUAAUAAGUACUGGAACCAUAAAAAAUUUGGAUAAUAUUGAAAUAAUAUAUUAUCGAGUUAACGCCCCUCGAUUGGAUUAGACCUCCAAUGAUUAUUUUAUCAUUAUUUGAAAUUUUAUUUUCAGUCACACACUGAGCUGACUGAUUCCAUUUACAUUAACUAUAUAAAAUGAUUAAACAUAAAGUGUGACCGGUAAUCAUCGUAAGAAAAAUAUGAACGAAUAGACAAAAAACGAGUAGGAAUAAAAUUUUGGGAAUGAUGAAGAAUGAUGGUUUUUUUAUCAAAAUUAAUAAGAAAUAAAUUUGUUCUAUAAUUUUCUACAAACAAAAAAAUGAAGAAGAAUGAAAAGAAAAACAUAUUCUUUAUAUAGUAAAAUGUUAAAGAAAUGCUAAGGAACAUAGUGUUACUCCUUGUUUCUUUGGUCACUAUUAAAAUUAGGGAAAAUUGGAAAUAUGGAAUAAAAAGACAAGUAGAUUGUCCCUUUGCCAUAAUAUGAAUUAUAAGUUGUCCUAAUGCCAUAAUGAUUUCUGUAAACCCAAUUAAACCCCUAAUCUAAUCUUUUAAACGUUUUUGUUAAUUUAAUUAUGUUAAUAAAAUAUUAUUAUUAUUUUUAAUUAAUUUAAUUAUUAAAAAAAAAUAUAUACAAAAGGGAAAAAAUCGACUAAAAUUUCCCCCAAGCUCGAUGAACCCUAAUUGCUGUCUCCUCCUUUGGCGAUAGAGAGAAAGGACGAUUUGAAGGGGAUCUCGCCGUCGCCGGUGUCGUUUUGGCCGGUAAUACUCCGCCGGUGUUCUUCUUCUUCUUAAUCGAAGUCUCAGAGACCUCGUCUCACUUGGCGACUCGUUCUCAAUUAAGUCGCCGAAGACCGCUGAAGCUCGUACCUCGCCGAUAACUGAACUCGUGCCUCACCGCUCCGCUCUCACUCUCUCAGCCAUAGUUUCAAGCAAACCAAUCGAUUCUCCUCAGGUUUGUUUAUGAAUUUUUUGCAUGUCUUUGUAUCUCUUACUUGAGCUUGUUUAAGAUCGAUUUUGAAUGUCAUAAGUUUCGAUUCUUUUUUCUGUGAAUUAUUAUUUAGGCUUCAAUCUUAUCAAAAUUUCCUACUUUUUUGAGCUUUGGUUAAUUUGUUUUUGUAGCAACCGAUCUCUAGUAACUCUUGUUUUAUCUUGUGAAUUAUAUUAUGAUGCAUGCGUUUAUAAAUAUUGACUGUAGUGAUUGUGUUUCUUGCAUUGUUUAUAGGUAUGACGAUUGAUCAGUUGCCUAAAUGCUUAUUCAAAGAGGGAACUGAAACACAAGUUGAGAAGGUCAACAACAGUUGUCGAACUUCCAUACUUGCGAAGGUGGCGAAGUACUGUCCAGACGAGUACAAAGAAGUGUCGGAGGAUCCGCUAUUUGCUCAGAUUGUGGCCAUUCAUGUACACAAGCUUCAGUUUUCGGCAAGAGCGAUCCACACCUUCGUUUGCAAGCAGCUUCUGUCCGCAAAGCGUUAUGAGUUGUGGUUCCAUUAUGCUAGGAGGCCUCUCAGAUUUUCAAUGCAAGAAUUCUAUGCCAUCACAGGUUUGAAAUACAAUGACGAGCCCGACUUGGAGAUUGAUGACUGGGAAUAUGAUGGAGGGUUUUGGAGUAAGUUGCUAAGGAGACAGAAAAAUAUUUCGGUUCAGCAAAUCAGGAAGGUUCAUGUGAAGUUGUGUAAUACAUGGUCUCGUGUUGAUAGGCUGCGGUUGGUCUAUUUGUGUGUGAUUGCUGGUAUUCUUAUGGCGAAGGAUGAGAAGGUGUGGAUCCCAUACAAGUACAUCAAGCUCGUGAUGAACUUCGAGAAGAUGAGGAAAUAUCCGUGGGGUCUUCACUCUUUUGAUAUGCUGGUGAGUUCCAUUAUCAACGCUAGGGAUAAAGUGAAGACGCAAAACAGUUAUGUCGUAGAUGGAUUCUCGUAUGCACUUCAGAUUUGGUUGAUGGAAGCUGUUCCGGACAUUGGGUCUCUUUUGGGUCAGAAACUGAGAGAAGGCGUGAAAACCAUGAGGUGCAGAAAUUGGAAAGGAUCUGCUAAGAUUUCCUAUGAGGAUAUUAUUACCAUAGAGUCUAAUUUUGCUUCCACCGGAGAUGUGUUUCCAUCCAUUUCUACAUCUGGAAAUUUCAAAGACGUGAUUACUGAUGCCGAGUUUGUUCGAGUCUGUGAGAUGAAGGAUGAAAGAGUUGAUCUAAUCAUUGACAUGCAGCGAAACAAGUAUGACUGGAGUAAGCAUGUUUGGGCUUAUAAGGAAACAGUGAAACCAUUUCAGUACAGUUCUGAGGAAGAUGGUUCAGAUGAGGAAGCGGCUGUAGAGACAAGUGAAACUGAAAUUGAAGAAGAAAUAGAAAGCACCCGUGUGUCUCCUACUAAGAAGAGGAAGAACAGGUUUCGGGAUACUGGUGCGGAGUCGAGGAAGAAGAGGUUACUUUGCCAAAGAUCAACCGAGAAAUAUAGAGAUCUUGAAGAGGAAAUGAAGUCCUAUAUCCAGAGUAUGUUUAACUCUUCUUUUACUGCCUUAGGCCUCGAGGUACGCGAGAUUAUUGAAGACCGCUUUACCAAAUUAGAGGAGAAGAUCCUUUCAUCUCAGACUCAGGGUGGUGCACCUGCUAAUACUCAGACUCGUGGUACUGAUCCGUUUUGGACUCCUUCUGCUGCUGCUGCUGGUGCUGCUGCUGCUGCCACUGCUCCGGCUUCGGUUUCUGGUCGUCCUCCUGCUCCUACUCGGGCUUCUACUGAAGCUCCUGCUUCGGUUUCUACUCCAGGUCUUGCUCCUUCUCGCAGUGCGGCUUCUGCUCCUUAUCGCAGUCGAGCUUCUGCGACUGCUCACAAUGGUGGUCCUGCGAAUGCUGCGAAGACAAGGUCUCAGACAAAGGUAAACAAGAAGUAGAUCAUUUUUCAUGUCUUCGGUUGCUGUUAUAUUUUCAUGUCUUUGGUUGCUUUUCUUUUUCAUGUACUCGGUUUGCGGUUUGUAAUAUUAUUUUAAGAAUGAUGUUGUCUUUGCUGUGUGUAAUAAUUAUGUAAGGAUGAUGUUUUGGAUCAUUUGUGUGAUAUCAUUAUAAGGAUGGAAUCUUUCUUUAAAAAAUA